Puccinia graminis f. sp. tritici CRL 75-36-700-3 is the source of this 2565-nucleotide messenger RNA. RefSeq lists its product as uncharacterized. Gene Ontology annotation, cellular component: cytoplasm; chromosome. Gene Ontology annotation, biological process: double-strand break repair via homologous recombination. The record is from RefSeq and is a predicted model, not a curated record. The coding region runs from base 33 to 2198 and encodes 721 amino acids. Gene Ontology annotation, molecular function: nucleic acid binding; 3'-5' DNA helicase activity; four-way junction helicase activity. Lineage: Eukaryota; Fungi; Basidiomycota; Pucciniomycetes; Pucciniales; Pucciniaceae. The transcript has 4 exons.
AGACAAUCUCAGCCGUUUCUGUUUGCAACAAAAUGAAUCGGAGCGAGACUGAACGUUCCACUCCAAUUGCCGAUGAUUCUAGCCAUGAGGAAGAUUCCGAUUCCGGGCAAAAAACCGCAGCUUCCAAUCCAAUUGAAGAUGAUUCUAGCAAUGAAGAAGAUUCCAAUUCCGGUCAAAGAAUCACAGAGUCUGAGGUCAUUGAUGAGAUUGCUGCUCUUAAUCGUGGAGAGUCUCUUCCGGACGAGUUAGCCAGCUUAAAAUUGCAAGCAACCUCAAAGAAGAGAGUCACCUUGCGCCAAGAUAUCCUAGAGCUCAAUCACCAAGAGCUCAAAGAGCACAUCCGAGUCGAGUCCAGAAAUCUCUAUGGCGAUGAGGCCAAGGAUGAACAACUCGAAGCUGUAGCCGCCUUAGUCCAUGACCGGCACACGUUCGUCCUUGCAGGUACUGGUUUUGGAAAGACUCGAAUAGCAGAAAUGUAUCACAAUCUGUUUCAACCAUAUCAAAAGUCUAUUGUAUUGGUCUUGAAUCCUUUGGAUUCACUUGGAGACAAUCAGGUUGAAGAAAAAAAGAAAGUAGGAGUCAAUAAUAGACAUAUUAAAGCAGUCAACUUGACCAGUAACGUCUUGGAUGCAAAAAUGGCGAGGAAGAUCAUUUCCGGGGAGUUUGAAUUUGUUUACCUGAGCCCAGAAGCCUUGCUUAACAAUGAAAUCUUCCGGGAUGUAUACUUUCAUCCAAAAUUUCAAAGCCGGCUGUCCUUGAUUGUCGUGGACGAAGCACAUAUGGUGUAUGUGUGGGGACUUGUUGCCAAUGGCCAAUCAAAAGGGCUUACCUCCCAUCUAAAACAUGGAGAGCGUGGAGUCUUCCGACCAGGAUACGGUGAACUGGCUGCUAGGUUGAUGGCGACCAAUGGAACUCCGCUGCUAAUGAUGUCCGCCACCUGCCGCCCAAUCGCAAUCAAUAGUAUUCUUGAAUCAUUCAAGCUUACCAGGCAAAUGGUUACAUUUGUUGAAGCUGAACUCACCCGACCGGAAAUUCGUAUGUUGCGGAUCGAUAUGCAAAAGUCCCUGGCAUCAUCGGAAGACCUUGCUGACCUGUACAGUACUCAAGAGCAAACACCAGACAAUGAGAUCAUACCAACAUUAAUCUAUUCAACCACCAGAAACCUCACCGGACAAGUCCUUGAUGUUGUCAACGAUGCGCGUGAGGCAAAUCAAGAAGACGAUCCUUUCAGCACCUUUGCUCGACGCUACCACUCCAUCACUGGUGAUAUGGAUAAAUCUGAUGUCACUGGUGAUUUCACAAAAGGCGUUUUCCCCGUGGUAUCUUCAACCAUGGCGCUUGGGUUGGGCCAAAACUGGAAAAGGGUCCGGUGCGUCAUCCACAUGGGCCGAGGGGACCCAGCUUCGAUAUGUCAGAUGCUUGGACGUUGCGGGAGAGAUGGUAAAAAAGGCCUGGCUAUUAUGUUUGUGGAGCCACAUCGCAAGAACGGAAAGAACUCAGUCAGUGAUUUCACCAAUGUCGAGCUCCAGAACGACGACGACAGGAUGGACGCGUUAGCAAUUACACCAGUUUGCCUCCGAAUAGCAUUUUCGCUAGAUAAUCGACUAGGGUACAUUCCUCUGUCUUUUGACGAUCCGAACUACAAGAGAGAGGCAAAACGUGAAGUUGAUGCAGGCUUUAGUGAAUGCAGCUGUUCAAAUUGUAAACCCGAAAGCAGCAAAUGGGUCAUCAACAACUUUAAACAAGCAAACAUCAACAAUUUUGACUCGUUUAUAUCCAACUCACCGCAAGACAUAGCCGAGCUGUUUCCAAUUAGACAAGAAAAACAAGUGGCUGACAAUCAAAUUAAUUGGGUUGAAGAAUCUGGGAAAAAACCAUUGCACGAGAUUCUUGAAGCCUUCGCACAGGCAUUGGUUCGGUACUUUUGCGAUUUUUUCGAUUCCGAGAUGAAAGGUGCUGCAGCAUAUCCACCAGACGCCUACUUCAGUAUCAUACAUGCCCGCAAGAUUUCAAGAAAUAUCAAGCACCUUACUCUGGACAACAUUGAACAGUUGAUUGGGAAUGAAAUGUUGACCGGUCAAUUUAAAAUGUUGUUUGAUCACAUCACACUCUUUCAAUCAACCGAUUCCUACCAAUACAUCUCUCAUCGUCAGGAAGAAUUGGAUGCUGAACUUGACUCGAAAGCAGCCCGAUUGUGAAAGGAAAAAGAGGACGAGGAUAACCAACGCGCUGAAGCCACAAGAGCCAUCCAAGAAGCUGCUGCUCAGAAGAAAAUCGAUACAGCUGCCAGAGUAAAAGCCAAUGCUGAGAAAAAACGUACCGCAAAGGAGGCAAAAUUCAUCGAAAGCGAGAAAAAAAAGGCCAAGAGAGAGAGUGACAUGGCUUUCUUACAUCAACUUCAGGCUCAAGCGGAGAUUGAUCGACAGAAUACAAGGCCCGAUGCUUCUGAUCCUGAGACCUCUAAAAGUGUGCUUGUUGAUGAAUCAAUGGAUCCUGCUUUGCUUUAAUUCAUGAUACAGAAAAAGAAUAAAAAUAAAUAUCUGGUUUGGGUAAAGAUGAAAGGAA